CAGUGUCAGAAUAUCCCAGGCGCAGUAAUUUAGCACUUCCAUCUGAUUGACAGGCUGAUUAACAUGGCUUCAUCUGCAGAAGAGUGCAGGUUUUUGGACGAUUUAAGAAAGAAACGAGUUAAAAUAAGUUUGUCAGAGACUCAAAUCACUGGCGUUAUCCAGCGGAUCCACCCGAAGAAGACUGUGAUUUUAGAGGACGUAUCUGAGGUGAAAAGUGGACGGAAAUUUCCAGGCGUCAAGCUGAUUUUCGGACACGAAAUAGUGAAAGUGGAUUUCAUCAGUUCUGCUAAUGGAGACCUUGUUUAUGAAGAGCACAAGUCCGAGUUCAACUCUUUCAGGAGGAAGAUCAUCUUGGAUGGUGAUGAACACGACAUCAAAUAUGUGGUGAUCGAUGAGCUUCAUGAGAAGUUCGGCCCAGCAGUCAUGCACAUCAAAGAACAAAAAGUGAUCGGAAUCGGUGCGGAUGUUUUUGGACAGACUGCUCAAGAGAGGCUUUGCUGGUUGCAGGUUGCUACUAAGAAAGUCGUGUACCUGUUUGAUAUCCUCUUGCUGGGCGGACAAGCUAUAAAAAACGGACUGUCCAUGAUUAUGGAGAAUCCCCACAUUCUGAAGGUGGUUCACGACUGCCGCUGCAUCGCCAGAUGCCUGAGAGCCGAGUUUAAAGUCAACCUCACCAACGUCUUUGACACGCAGGUCGCUGAUCUCAUGCUCUUCUACAGCGAGACCGGCGGUUUCCUCCCGGACCGGGUCAGCAGUCUCCAAGAGGUGCUCCGACUUCACCUCAAACUCCCCACUUCUGACCUCUUACCUCUCUGGUCUAAAGAACUCCACACCAAGGAGUGUCCUGAGGUCUGGUACAUCCGUCCGUGUCCUCCUGCGCUGAUGAGUUUGAUGGCCGCUUCCGUCCGGCACCUUCUCCCGCUGCGCCUGCUGCUUCUGGAUGCUCUCAUGUCCGAUUACACUGUUCUGGUGGAUGCAUACAUGAGCAGCUACCAGAACCAGUCUCUUCACUUCGACCAGGAUGAUUCGACACUCCCUAAGGAAGCAGAAGAGCUGCUGUCGGUGAGGCGGGAGCGUCGGGAAUGGGCCGCGCAUCACUAUUCUCUGACUGACCGAGGCCUUCUGGAUCGCUCCAGCUUUAAACCCUCUCCUCACGUCAAAACACACACCGACUCCAUCUAACAUGUGUUGACAUUUCUUCCAUAAAUCAGUAAAGUUCUGUUAAAAACUGAUGAACCUGUUAGAACUCAUCGUACAUCUGUCUGUUCAGUUUGAUAAAAUUGAGCACGUUUGUAAUAUUAUUUGAAAAAGAAUUUAUUUUUGUGCAGUAUGUUGGAAUUCAUUAGGUUGCUUUUUUUUCCCUUCACUUCUACAAUAUGUAAAUAUAAAGCUCUUUUAUUGCUG
Messenger RNA from Megalobrama amblycephala (Wuchang bream), 1404 nucleotides. Its product is annotated as piRNA biogenesis protein EXD1-like. NCBI's taxonomy places the organism in Eukaryota, Metazoa, Chordata, Actinopteri, Cypriniformes, Xenocyprididae. The record is from RefSeq and is a predicted model, not a curated record. Gene Ontology annotation, molecular function: 3'-5' exonuclease activity; nucleic acid binding. The transcript has 11 exons. Bases 64 to 1182 code for a protein of 372 amino acids. Gene Ontology annotation, biological process: nucleobase-containing compound metabolic process.